CGUGCGCUCUCGACCCGCGCAGCUUGCAGCCCUUCGAUGACUAUCCCUAUGAACUCCUUUUCUAACCCUUCUACCCCUUCAGCGGACGACAAUCCGUUCUUCCCCCACGAUCAAAGUCGCAUUCGCAUUCACCUUGAUGCACAGGAUCACUCCUUUCCUCUGUUUUACACACCUCCUAGCGUACCCAACCCUCUCCAUUCUUUUCGCCCUCGCAUAAUGUCUCCCGCAGGAGUUGCCCUGAACGAGAACAGCCUUGUCCGCAACGAUCUGGGCGUUGACCGUAUCAUCGUACCCGAUCGCUCCGACCAGUCGUGGCAUUCUCCUGUCAGUGCUUCGAUUUCCCCCCAGGCGAACGGUCCCUCGUCUGCUAGCCCUAUCGGAGAAGGCAGCUUUGACGCAUUCCUGGUCCAGGCCGACGUUGACCCGGAUGACGACAUGGACGAUGCUGCUUCGACUACUUCUUCCGAUAUGAUAGAGCCAGAACCCGACGAGUUUCCCAGCUACUUCUCAGAACACAACAGGAGAUUAUUCAUCUUCCAUUCCCAUGGUACAACAUACCCACUUCCUGUAGAUGGCGUCGAGUGGAAACGCCUCGAAGCAGAACACAAAGGCCUCAAGAUUCUCCUCGGGAACAAUAUAUACGGUCCCAUCGACGAAGUCCUCGCGUACGAUGACACUGCCACCCGAGAGAAAAAAGUGGUCGACUUGUGUACUGGCACGGGAACCUGGGUUUUGGACAUGGCUCGACGCUUCGAGCAUGUCCAGUUUCGCGGCCUGGAUCUCGCGCCCAUCGCGACCCGAUAUCCGCCUGAUAACGUCCGCUUCGAGAUCACGGACGUCACGAAGCCGCUGCGGUUCGCCUCCAGCUCGGUUGAUUUCGUGCAGGCGCGGCACACAAUGAUCGGGACUAACGAUUACCCUCGCAUGCUGAGGGAAGCCGCUCGGAUCCUGCGCCCUGGCGGCCUCUUCCUCUCCUGCGAGUGGGGGCCAUACCCCGCGCUGCACCCGGCGCAUCCGAGCUUUGCGAAUCCUGAGACUUACAUCCCGCACACUGCUAACUUCUUCCGCGCCGUGCGCGACAAAUUCAACGGCAAGGCUACGCCCAUCCCCUUGCUCAUCCCGCACUUCAUCCGUGCUUUAGGGUGCUUCGCCGAGCCCGUCGAGGAGCGCUUCGCGGUCCCCAUUGGGAGGCCGUACAUCUCCACGCCGGAGGCGCUCGACGACGAGACGCGCGACGGUCUCGCGAAGCUCGGUGACGUGUUCUGGAACAUCACGGGCGGGUUCGCGCUGGGGAUGUCGAUGGGCCUCGGUCCUCGGGUGGACCCGAUGCUGGCGUGCGAGUACGUGCGGGAGACGAAGGAGAAGGAGGGCGUUGUGGGUGUGUGGCACGUCACUUGGACGAGGAAGCUGUGAGUGGGCGACGACAGGAGGCGAUGUGGCGCGGGUAGGGGGAGAGCGGGUCUGAUCAGGUCUGGGCAUCAUUCCGUAGCGUAGGAUGCUGUGCAGGCGCGCUGAGAGACGUGAGACGAUUGCAGAUGACAUGCAGGUAAGUAUUUCUUGGACUGCGAUCUAGGUGUCUACUCCCCGUGCGCGGCGCGCGCUCGCAGAAUCAGGCAGACGCGGUGCGUGUGCGUUGCUCGAUGUAGACAUCUUGGAAUUUACAGGCCGCAGUGCGGCAUGUUGGAUAUGAACACUC
Heterobasidion irregulare TC 32-1 is the source of this 1696-nucleotide messenger RNA. RefSeq lists its product as uncharacterized. NCBI's taxonomy places the organism in Eukaryota, Fungi, Basidiomycota, Agaricomycetes, Russulales, Bondarzewiaceae. The record is from RefSeq and is a predicted model, not a curated record. The coding region runs from base 217 to 1413 and encodes 398 amino acids. The transcript has 6 exons. Gene Ontology annotation, molecular function: methyltransferase activity.